Messenger RNA from Oryza brachyantha (malo sina), 1267 nucleotides. RefSeq names its product short-chain dehydrogenase reductase ATA1-like. The record is from RefSeq and is a predicted model, not a curated record. NCBI's taxonomy places the organism in Eukaryota, Viridiplantae, Streptophyta, Magnoliopsida, Poales, Poaceae. Gene Ontology annotation, molecular function: oxidoreductase activity. The transcript has 3 exons. Bases 94 to 1032 code for a protein of 312 amino acids.
CUUCUACUAGCUAGCCACUCCUUCCCAUCUCUCUCAGACAUUUCACAAGAACCUGCAAGAAGAAGAAGGCUAGGAAGAAGAGAAUUUGUCGAGAUGAUGAUGAUGAUGCUCCGGCUCGCCGGUGAAGCUAGGAGGAGGACGGCCAAGGAUGUGGCCACCGGAGCGGCCGGCGGCGAGCGGUGGCUGUCGGCGGCGGCGGCGGCCAAAGGGAGGCUGGAGGGGAAAAUCGCAAUAAUCACCGGGGGAGCAAGCGGGCUGGGGAAGGCCACGGCCCACGAGUUCAUCCGGGAGGGCGCCGGCGCCGUCAUCAUCGCCGACGUCAACUCCGGCACGGGCCUCAGGACGGCCGAGGAGCUCGGCCCGCGCGCGCAGUUCGUGCGGUGCGACGUCGCCGACGAGGGCAGCGUCGCGGCGGCCGUGGACGGCGCCGUGGCGAGGCACGGGCGGCUGGACGUCAUGUUCAACAACGCCGGCGUGGCGGGCUCGCUGGCCGGCUCGACGGAGCUGGCGACGCUGGACCUGUCCGUGCUCGACGCCGUGAUGGCCGUGAACGUGCGCGGGACGCUCGCCGGGAUCAAGCACGCGUCGCGGGUGAUGUGCCCCGCCGGCGCCGGCUCCAUCCUCUGCAUGGCGAGCAUCAGCGGCCUCAUGGGGGGCCUCGGCACGUACCCGUACUCGGUGUCCAAGUUCGCCAUCGCCGGCGUCGUCAAGGCCGCCGCCGCCGAGCUGUCCCGCCACGGCGUCCGCGUCAACUGCGUCUCCCCCUUCGCCGUGCCGACGCCGAUGGUGGUGGAGCAGUUCUCGCAGAUGCUGCACCGCCGCGGCGGCGGCGCCGGCGCCGCCGACGAGGCGCAGGUGGCGGCGGUGGUCAGGGGGCUCGGCGAGCUGAGGGGCGCGGCGUGCGAGGCCGUGGACGUGGCCAGGGCGGCGGCGUACCUCGCCUCCGACGACGCCAAGUACGUCUCCGGCCACAACCUGGUGGUGGACGGCGGCUUCACCAGCUACAAGUACAUGAACCUGCCACAGAAAUGAGUAUGUAUGUUAUGUUUCCACAGAAGAUCCCGUGGGUGUAGAGAGAGGCUUUGCGAGUCCUGGAAAGACAGUGGAUUCGGUAGAGAGAGGAGCGUGGAUUCUCUGUGGCUCUCUUGUCUGCGUAGUGUGGUGAAAUUCUGAAUCGUCAUGGAGAUUCUAGGUGUCUGAAAUUUGGUCAAAAAAGGAAAAAGGUUACGGAGCUUUGAAAGUCGAAGGUUCCUAUCGUUUCUCUUAU